AGCCUUGAGGAGCUCGUCAGAUCCGUCGAGCAUCACCACGAGCAGUACCUGCGCAGCCUCCACAGCUUCCACGAAGUUCUCAACCUCCAAAAGAAAGACGAUAACCGCAACAACAUCGUUCAAGGACUGGCAACUCCGCCUCUGCGCGCCCUCACCUUUACCAGCGAUGCCAACAGCAUCCUGCAAAUGCUGCCUCGCCUUCGCCGCGACACUCCCGACACCCACGAACGACCACCAUCAUGCUAUCCAACGCCCAAGUUCCUACCACUCACCCCAAACUUCCCAGCAAGCGGCGGCCACAUCAUUCCCGAUGACGAGAUUCCCUUUAUCCCUCUGCUUGAUCAGGCAUCCACCCAGGGGUCUCGCCAUCUACCCGCCGACGCAGCGACCAUUUCGUCGUCUCAUGUCCACCACAUAAUCACCCCGAUGAGCUUCUCAGACGACAUGCUCCUCAGACACCUCCAAGACUCGGAGUUCUGCGAAGAGUUCUCCGGCCUGCUGGAUGAUGAAGACGAGCCCCUGCGGCCGUGGGACAUUGACUCGCCCCAGUCGUUCCGCGAGUUUGCCGCUGUUGAGAGGGAGCGCUUUGGAAGCUCGACGUUUGAGGUGUAUGAGGUUGGGGAGGAUGCUCGAGCAGUCAAGACGAAUGUCGAUGUCGAGGUGCAGGGCUUUGUCAAAUACGUCGGCGAUGACUCCUCUCUAGAACCUGCUGACAAUAUUGUUGAUGCCCCGAUCGUGUGGGAAGCCAUCAAGGAUAUCAACCCCAGCGGCAAAGCCGUCGGUCGUAUCACUAUCGUUCAAGAGCCAACGCCUCUUAUGCUCGCCGCCUUACACCUCACCAUGUCACCUCACUUCGACAUGACGGAGCUUCUCCAUCACCUCCUUUCCGACGACCACAACCGCGGCCGAACUCACGCCUUCAUGCACCGCGCCUACGAACGAACCCCAUCAGCAUAUCCAUCCUCUCCAACGCUACCAUCCCUAGAUCCCUCCAACGGCAUCAAAGAGACGCCACCAGUCUCUUUCUCAUACCUCCGCCAACGGUCCUUCUUUUUCGUCUUCAAAUACUACACCCUCCUCGGCGAGGGCCUCGAUCCCGCUCCAUGGCAGCUCUACGAAAAGCGCCCUACGGACAAGCGCCUCGGCGACCACAUUGACAUUGCCGAGUGCGGCUCCGUCCUUGCGCUCUCUCUCGGCGGCGAGCCCACCAAGACGCUCAAGAUGAGGCCGCGCAGGGAACGAGCCAAAGAGGGCUUCCUGUUUGACACGUUUGGUCCAUGGCACCUUCUCAGCAUCCAGAGCUUCCCCGAUGAUGAGCAUACGGUCAGGGGAGAUGACUUUCAGCUCAAGAGCUUCUGCAAUGGGCCAUAUGCCUUCUUGGAACUACUCAUCGCCGAAUAUCGCGACGCCGGCAAGAGGAACCAGAUCUUACAUGAACGAAUCACCAAGCUCAUCACACCUCCUACAGAGUUCAUGUUCGACCACCGCCUCCGUGACAAGCUCCUCUUCGAAGACAAGCACUUCACCUACAUCCGCCGCUACUUCUGGGCCUACAACACCCUCGCCGUCAUCAACACGGGCAUCAAGGCCAUGAUCGCCGCCUACGUCGACACCUUCACCGACGACUUCUGGGCCGGCUCGCACCCGCUCCUCUGGCCUCACCCGUCCCCGCCGCAGUCCCCCGACGCCAUUGAGUACGCCGCCAAGAUGGCCGUCUUGCGCAGGGAGCUCGACAAGGUCGUCAGCGAUCUGGGCGAGGUGCUCAAGCGCAACGAGCGCACGAGGAAGGAGAUUGAGAACCUGAGAGACCAGCUGUUCAGCGGGAGCUCCAUCAAGGAGAGCAGGAGGGCCAUUGAUCAGGGUGACAAUAUUCGCAUUCUGACCAUGAUCAGCAUGCUCUUCUUGCCCCUGACAUUCGUCACUUCCGUCUUCGGUAUCACAGAAUUCACCAUCCCGGUGACAGACUGGCGCUUCCCCCUUACCAUGGUGCUCGUGAGCGUCCCCUUCAUGAUCCUCCUCUACCUCAUCGAAACCCGCCCCUUCGUCCAGUGUCUCCGGGCGCUUCGCCGCACCGCUCACGCUCUGCCUCUCCUUCCUACUCGUCUCAUUCGU
Trichoderma virens Gv29-8 is the source of this 2112-nucleotide messenger RNA. RefSeq lists its product as uncharacterized. The transcript has 4 exons. The record is from RefSeq and is a predicted model, not a curated record. NCBI's taxonomy places the organism in Eukaryota, Fungi, Ascomycota, Sordariomycetes, Hypocreales, Hypocreaceae. Gene Ontology annotation, cellular component: membrane. Gene Ontology annotation, molecular function: metal ion transmembrane transporter activity. The annotation marks the transcript as partial. Gene Ontology annotation, biological process: metal ion transport; transmembrane transport.